Molecule: messenger RNA, 2663 nt
Organism: Rhinolophus ferrumequinum (greater horseshoe bat)
Lineage: Eukaryota; Metazoa; Chordata; Mammalia; Chiroptera; Rhinolophidae
Gene: MRPS10
Product: mitochondrial ribosomal protein S10
Exons: 7
Coding region: 100-693 (197 amino acids)
Cellular component (GO): mitochondrion; mitochondrial small ribosomal subunit
Source: RefSeq, a predicted model, not a curated record
CUGCGCCAGAACACGAGCAUAUACGCUCUCCUGCGGAACUCCGCGGCCCGAGGACGAGCCGUGACCCCGGAAGCGAUCCUGGGAGGCCGGGGCGGCAAGAUGGCGGCGCGCGCGGUGCUCCGGGCCGUGUGCGGGCGCCUGUGGCAGAGUUCGAGGAAUUUUUCUGUCAACAGUUCAACCAAAAAUGGUGGCUUUCUUCUCAGUACCAACAUGAAGUGGGUACAGUUUUCAAACCUACACGUUGAUAUUCCCAAGGAUCUGACCAAGCCUACAAUAACCAUUUCUGAUGAACCGGACACAUUAUAUAAGCGCCUGUCAGUUUUAGUAAAAGGCCACGAUAAGGCUGUAUUGGACAGUUAUGAGUAUUUUGCCGUGCUUGCUGCUAAAGAACUCGGCAUCUCCAUUAAAGUACAUGAACCUCCAAGGAAAAUAGAGCGAUUUACUCUUCUCAAAUCAGUGCAUAUUUUCAAGAAGCACCGAGUUCAGUAUGAAAUGCGAACUCUUUACAGAUGUUUAGAGUUAGAACAUCUAACUGGAAGUACAGCAGAUGUCUAUUUGGAAUACAUUCAACGGAAUUUACCUGAGGGAGUUGCCAUGGAAGUUACAAAGACAAAAUUAGAACGGUUACCAGAACACAUCAAGGAGCCAAUCUGGGAAACGGUACCAGAAGAAAAAGAAGAAAGCAAGUCAUAAAGUCUCAGAGCGACCACUUGGGCCAGCUUUUGGAAUGAGAAUGGACCAGGCACGUACAAAGAAAUGGAGAGAGCUUCCAUUUGAGACAAGGUUGAGUUCACCUAACUGUUGUGUUGAGUCCACGUGUCCUGAUCAGUUGAAAACGGAUGGAACGGUCAUGAUACAGUGGGCUACGGAGAAAGAACUACUUUAUCUGUUCUUUUAUACAUUCUUUUAUUUCAGUUCUGAUUUUAACAAGUGUGAGUAAACCAUUUUGACUACUAUGCAUCAAGAGUCCAUUUAUAUUUUGUCAUUCUGUUAUUGUUCAGUUAUUAGUUUGUACUGAUUUUCAUUUAUGUCAUUCUUCUGAAAGUGAAUGUUUGAAAUACUCCUCGCCCACAUUUUUUUCUUCUGAGGUCCCUAAAAGGAACCUUUAGUUAAUUUGAUUAGUUUAACACUGAGCAAUUAAAGUUUUUGUAAUUUAUCUUCGUGCAGGCUGGCGUAUGCUUGUUUGGGGGUGAUGACCUCCACUUUUAUCUCAUUUAAGCAUUACAUUCUUGAAAACGAGUAUACUUUGCAGCACAUCAGGCACACUUGGGGCAUGCCCUGAACUCUUGUAGCCCAGAUCCUUACAGAGCUGCCUAAAAGGGCCACUAUGAUGGAAUUUGAGCUCUCAAGAAAUUACCGCCUGUGUUGUUUCGCUCUUCCUGUGAUUUAUCCAUUCAGGAGGCUUUUAUUUUAACUUUGUGCCCAGCACUGUAGUAAAUACCAAAAACUGAAUAGAUAUAACGGCUUUUGAAAAUUGUGCAAGGCACAAAAUAUUUUCCUUAUUAAGUUCCUCACUGAUAAGAAGCCCUUUUUCUAUUGGUAAAUGGCAUUCUUUUUGCUUGGAGAUGUCUACUUUUCCAUGAAAUUAAAUAGUCGUUCAAGCCCUGAAAGAGGCAAGACUACAAUGGGCUGAAACUGUUGGAGUAGCAAACCCAAGGGAGUGAUUCGUUUCCUUUUUACAGCAGAAUCAGGUCCAUGUCUUCUGUGGUUUCCUUCACAUCUUUGGAGUAGUUAGGACUUCUCAGUUCCCCCCCGCCUCACACUGGAAUUCCUAUUCUGUUUUCCUGGCCGCCUAUCAGGUGUCAUGUUUUGAAUGCACACUGCUUAGGUAUCAGACUUCUAUUACUGUCAUUACCAUGGGAAGAAUGACAGCCUUGUGCCCCAUGACCUCAUUCUGUUCGCAGCUCCGUUGUUGACUGUGUCACUUACAAAUGCCUCAAGCACGCUGAUCGCAGAUAGAAGCCUGGGGAUUAAGAACCAGUCCACAAAACAAGAGCCAUAUAAUGGUAAUUACAUCUAGCAAAGCAGCAAUUUGUGGCCCAUUUUUACUUUAAAGAAAUACUUCUUUAAAAAUAAGUGUAGCUUUUUUGUAUUUUUCUUACCGACACUAUGAAUCACUGUAGUAUAGUAGGAUGAUUUAUGCACACUCAGCUCCAGUGGUGCCUUGGAAGGCGUGCAUCCAUUUCCAGCUGUUUUCUAAAUUAACCUGUAAACCAGAUUUCUUAGUUCAGCACUUCAAGUUAUAUGUUAAAAUCUUGUUUUAAGAUAAAUACGCAAAUAAACUACACACAUGACAAAAACCAGUGAUAUUUCUUUGACAAAAGUAUUUGGCAUAUUUGAAGCCAACUUCUUGAUACAAACAAGGUAACUUCUUUAGCCUGGUAAGCUGAGAAAGGUGUUUUUUUUUCAAUUGGGUUUUCCAAGUAAAAUGCUUAUUCUGAAAAUUACAGUUAAUGCCCUAAUGCCCAAGUCUCACUUUCUGUCCAUGGUGAGGAUGGGAAGUGGUGAAAGAAAAGGGGACCUGAUGAUAGAAUGAACCAGAAGGCAGGUAGAAAGUGAGAUUAUUUUUUUAUUGAGGUGUAGCCCUGAGUUCAUUGUUGCUUUCUCUGAUUUGAAGUAUAUUUUCUUUUCAUGUUCAAUAAAAUAUGGUCUGUUUAAAAUUA